This is a messenger RNA of Ogataea parapolymorpha DL-1, 1887 nucleotides long. Its product is annotated as sucrose utilization protein SUC1. Gene Ontology annotation, molecular function: zinc ion binding; DNA-binding transcription factor activity, RNA polymerase II-specific. The record is from RefSeq and is a predicted model, not a curated record. Lineage: Eukaryota; Fungi; Ascomycota; Pichiomycetes; Pichiales; Pichiaceae. The coding region runs from base 1 to 1887 and encodes 628 amino acids. The transcript has a single exon. Gene Ontology annotation, biological process: regulation of DNA-templated transcription.
AUGUCGCAGCCGUCCACCAAAAAACGACAACGGCCGAGACCCUGUGACGCAUGCGCCAUCCGCCGUGUGAAGUGCGAUAUAGAUUCAUGCACCGGUGGUAUUUGCUCGAACUGUCUCACUCAUAAAGUUCCAUGUACCAACCUCCGCGUGAGGCAUAAAUCCGGUCCAAAGAAAAGUACUAGAACAGUCAAAAACACAGAGGAUCUCAACGACGAAAUCUAUGCUCAGUCUACACUACCUGCUCAUGUGUGCGCAUUUUCUUUGAAACAAAUUAUCCCUUACCUUGAGAUAUAUCAUUCGAAUUUUUACGAUAUCUGGCCGGUAGUAUCAAUUCAAAGUACAGUUUCAAUUUUGACACGUUCAAGCCCCUUAAAGAAUGUGGAGCAGGUAUUUCAACUAGCGAAUGUUUUAGAUGAUUUUCGUAUCACCAUCGCCGAGGACAAUGCCCAAGAAUAUGCUCUUUGUUGCGCAUUGUGCGCUACGAUCGCACAAUAUCACAGUUUCGUCACAUACACUCCAGCCAGGAGCGAUCUCAAAAAUGCUGGCUUAUAUGCUCAAGAGGCAAGGAGGAUAAUUUAUGAGUAUAGACUGAAAAGCACACCAAAUAUUGAUCUCCUUCUGACAUCCUUCUUCCUACAUAAAUACUAUGCUAUUGCGCCUGGCCAACAGCACAAAGGUCUUAUUUACCUCCGUGAAGCUGUUUCUCUUGCAGAUAUCUUAAAAAUGCACGAACCACAGUCACUGCUUCAUUUGUCACCCGUUGAGGCUCAUAGGCAGAAAAAAAUCUACUAUUUGCUCGUGGUAACCGAAAGGUUUGUCAGCUUUAAAACUAAUUUGCCCGUUCUUCUUGAACCUUCAAUUCCACUCCCUGAAGCAGAUUUCGAAAAAUCCUCAAAUUCACUUUACGGGUUCACCACUCUGUGUGCAAUUUUCAGUGCAACGGAUAAGCAAUUCUAUGUUGAGCUUCAUACUAAAGUGCUCGAGACAGGGCGCACUCACAACAUGUUCCAGAUUCCAGAGACCAACUUGUUUCAGGAUUUUACCUUGAACGGAUCCACAGAGUUGAAGAGGCUGUGGCUCCUUGAGCUCCAACAGAAGCUCCAAAUUAGAAUUGAUGUGGAUAAAAUUGCAACAAGUGCUCAAAAAGUGAAUGUUAUUGUCUCAAAAGCCUGGCUCCAGUCUUUGGGCUGGUUAAUUGCGUCUGCGAAUUUUCUAAUUAGUUCUGAUGAGAGCAUUGCGGUCGAACACGAAUGUUUCAAGAUUAACUUUCCUCUAAAAGUUGCAAAUGAGCUUCUCAGCAGUCUACAAAACCUCCCUGAUCAUGCCUUUAGAUGCAACGGACCCGACAUAUCAAUGAAAUUACUGGAGAUAGCAGACUCUCUUUACAUUCUGAUCAAAAGCUAUGUUGACCCAGCAACCACCGAGCUAGCCUACGAACGCAUGGGUGCCGUAUUCGACAUGGUGUUGAAGUACAAAGCUGGAAUGGACUUGCCCCGAGCCCUGUUCACCAAGAUCUCUAAGCUCCUAGAAUCUUGGAAAGUGAAUGGCUUGCGAGAAAUAUGUCACAAUCUGUCUUCUGAAUUUUCUUCUUAUGAACCUGCAUUGACACGCUCAGGUUCACUCGUACGCUGCAAUACGAGACAGGACAGUGCCCUUUUCAAUAACUCUUUUUCCGGAUCAAGAGCGAAUUUGCAACACAGACAGACAUCUGGCAUCCGGCUGGAUGUUUCUUCCUCGUUAUUUGCAUCUUUGGAAAGAGUGUCAUCUGGCCAAUUUAAUCCUCUCACAACACACAAAGAGCCCACUACAUCAAAGGGUGUAGCUUCCUUUUUUCUCGGACAGCUAGGGCCUAAUACUGCACCAUUCCACGCACCUGGAGCGCCUUAG